AUUUACUUGCUCCAGCCAUGUAUUUUUCAACGAAGAAAGCUCCAAACCAGAAAAUUUUAACUGUUCUCUUCUCGUGAAGAGUGAAGAGUGAAGAGGGAGGGAGGCAUAAAUCAGCAGCCUACUUACCGUCUUCUACCGUCUCUCAUGGAGCUGGAAUUGGAAGAAUCCAUUGCUAGAGGUGACCAUGGCGACGGAUCACCGAUCACUUCCCUAGCUCCGGACCACUUAUUCACAGUUCUCCUCCGACUACCUGUAGAUUCAAUUCUCUCCUUCUCCAUUACUUGUAGGAGAUUUAGGGCUCUCACUUCCUCUGAUACUCUCUGGGAAGCUAUUUGCAGAAGGGAAUGGGGAUCCUCUUCAGUCGAGGCCCUCAAGUCCUAUCAUCUCUCUCAGCUGCCAUGGAUGAGGGUCUACAAGCAAGUUUCCCAGCUUGACUCUGUUUAUUGCCAUAGAUUAUCCGACCCAGAUGCCGAAUCAUUACAUCCCAGUCCUAGAGCUUCUCACUCCCUUAACUUCGUAUCAGAUUGCUUGGUACUGUUUGGUGGAGGAUGCGAAGGAGGACGUCAUCUUGAUGACACGUGGGUGGCAUACAUUGGUAAUGAUUGCCACAGGAUGCUGAAGUGGCAGAAGAUGAACUCAGGUAUCCCAAGUGGGAGAUUCGGACAUACAUGCACUGUUGUUGGUGAUUUUCUGAUUCUCUUUGGAGGAAUCAAGGACAAUGGAAUUCGUCAGAAUGAUACAUGGGUGGGAAGGAUUGAAAGGAGCGAGAUUCAUGGUAUUGGGUUCUCGUGGAGACGACUUGACGUUGGGGUGAUAGCGCCACCACCUCGAGGAGCUCAUGCUUCAUGCUGCAUAGAUGAGAAGAAGAUGGUUGUCCAUGGAGGAAUUGGGCUGGGUGGCAUUAGAUUGUUAGACACCUGGGUUUUAGAGCUGUCUGAGGAUCUUAAAUUUGGAAGCUGGCAUGAGAUUGUGGCUCAUCCGUCUCCUCCAGCUCGAUCAGGACAUACACUUACUUCCAUUGGGGGAACGAAAGUAGUUCUGUUUGGCGGUAGAGGAGUAGGGUAUGAUGUGCUGAAUGAUGUUUGGCUCUUGAAUAUAUUUGAUGGUCAGGUUAGAUGGGUGCAAAUUGUGUAUGAGUUACAAAAUAUAAGUGAAGGAGUAUCUCUCCCGCGAGUUGGACACUCCGCCAACCUCAUCCUGGGAGGCCGCCUUCUAAUUUAUGGAGGGGAAGAUACAGAGAGGCACCACAAAGAUGACUUUUGGGCGUUGGAUGUCAGUGCGAUGAAAUCAAUCGAAGAGCAGCAGCUUACCACAUCAAACUCCAUGGGAUUAUCAGCGAAGAUGUGGAAGAGAUUAAAGGCAAAUGGUUACACCCCCAGCUCUAGAUCAUUUCAUCGCGCCUGUGCAGAUCGUUCUGGUCGUUACUUAUAUGUCCUUGGGGGGAUGGUGGAUGGCCUAGUUCUGCCUGCUGAAUCAUCAGGACUCAGAUUUGAUGGAGAUCUGUUUCUCGUGGAGUUGGUUAUUUAGGUGUGGCAAAGAUAAACUGAAGUGUAUGCUUACCCAAUCAUGUUAGAAUGUCUGUAAACGUUCACUCCAUAUUAUUGGAUGCUAAAUUAACAAUUUGUUCAUUCUCUCAUUCAGAGUAUUGAGAGGCUUUGUGGUUAGAUCUGAAAGAGUCUUGAGAGCGAUGUCAAGUAUUCACUCUCCUAAAAUCAAUGAUAGCGUCUAUUUACCUCAUAAUGAAACCGUUGCCUUGAUCA
Momordica charantia (bitter melon) is the source of this 1760-nucleotide messenger RNA. RefSeq names its product Kelch repeat-containing F-box family protein. The record is from RefSeq and is a predicted model, not a curated record. Lineage: Eukaryota; Viridiplantae; Streptophyta; Magnoliopsida; Cucurbitales; Cucurbitaceae. Gene Ontology annotation, molecular function: protein binding.